UCCUUCAACUGUGAUGUCGACAAACUCCACGUCUUAUGUUAUCGUGUCAGCAAUGAGUAUAAUUCUGUUGUAAGGUUAUUGCUCAUAACUGUUAGUCUAUAUAGCUUGGCACAAACAUAAUUCCAGUGUAUACUGCGAGCUUUACAGGGAUUGAAGGAAAACUGCUAUAAAACAUCUGUCCCACAUGGAAGACUACAAAUAUCUGUUUAAGGUUGUUCUCAUUGGUAAUGCUGGCGUUGGCAAAACAUGCUUAGUACGGAGAUUUACUCAGGGUUUGUUUCCCCCUGGACAGGGUGCCACCAUUGGGGUGGACUUCAUGAUAAAAACAGUGGAAGUGGAAGGAGAGAAAGUCAAGCUGCAGAUCUGGGACACUGCAGGCCAGGAGAGAUUCCGCUCCAUCACCCAGAGUUACUAUCAUUCCGCCAAUGCUCUUAUUCUGGUGUAUGACGUCUGCUGUCAGACAUCGUUUGAGAGUUUGCCUCAGUGGCUGCGAGAGAUUGAGAUGUAUGCCAGUACUAAAGUCCUUGCUUAUCUAGUCGGCAACAAGACAGAUCAGAUAAACAAGAGAGAACUACCUACACACGUUGGCCAACAGUUUUCCGAGAGAUAUGAGAUGAAAUUCAUGGAAACAUCUGCCAAAGAAGCUGAUAAUGUGGAGAAGUUGUUCAUGGACAUUGCCAGAGAUUUGACAAAACAAGCCCGUGAACACGACCUGAAGCCAGAGGUCCAUAAACCCUUCCCUUCAGGAGGUUCUACACCAAUAUCAACCUUCAGCUGCUGCAAGAUCUGAACACCCUCUCCAGCAUAGUGGACUCUGCCUUUACUGUAGGUGGAACAUACCAUUGUGAGCAUAUGGGGUGAUUUACAGGUGCAAGGUACUCACAGCUUAUGUUAGAACAGGAAGCUUUGUGCUAAGAAUUUCAUUAUAUCAUGUGACAGAUUAGGUGGUUAUGGUACAGAGAAAUGUUUGGCCUGUAUCUGUGAUUAUUAUAUAAUGCACAUAUUUACGCCAUAUUCAUUGGCUGAGAAACAGCAUGUUGACAUGUUGACUCCAAGUCAUGUCUGAUGAUUUACCGUGUUGAUGGUGAUGAUAAAAAUAGCAUGGGAAUUACCCAACAGUGGUAUUCCCAGACUUAAGCCUGUCAGAUGUCUUGAACUUUUGUCUCUUUAUUACAUAAAAAUGCUGAAAUAUAUUUACCUUCAGAACAUUCUUUACUUAAUUUUGAACAGUUUCUACUUUGUAAUAUCAAACUACUUGAGAGAGGUUACUAACUGUAGGGUAUAGACCGUUACCAUGGCAAGGAGAGUCCCUCUCUUUCUUCCAGGGAUUCAUAUGCAUUUAAUAACAGAUGAUUUAUGAAAAAAGAAUAUAUGUUAGAAAAUGAAUUCACUGAUAGAAGUCUGUUUAUGUAUUUUAUCAUGAGAAUCGGUUGACUUGUUGCUUCAAAUCGACCCAACAUAAGAGUUAAUCCGAGUAUUUUCAACACAAAUUGAGUGAAAUACACAAAAUUUCUGCAUCGGGGAAACCCAGAAUAAUGGCCCGAUGUGGCUAUGAAUCUGUUUCCAAGGUUACCUCUUUCCUUCUAAUAUGUCACAUGUCUUUGUCCCUGUGAGAGCUAAACCCUGGUGAUAACGUGACUGUGUUCUAGUCGGUGCUGCCUGCAGGAAGAUGUUGUGGUCAAACGUUUAUUUUUUAACACCCAGUCUUUAAAAAGACUUCCCUCACAGCAAAAGCUUUCCUGUAAUGUUCGAAACACAUCUGUAAUUUUUGCAUAGUUUCACGUUUAGACGCAAAUUGUCUUUAAGUGUAUGUAUCUUUUUGUAUAAGAUUUUGAACCAUGUUGUCAGAAGGUGAAUGUCUUUUGAAAGUUUCAAGCUUCCAAGUCAUGUUUAGAUUUACAAAUGUAUGUUAAUUGUAAACAUGUUAUGAAUGAAGUGCAUUGUAUUACUGUUUAUUUGAAUUUUUUGUAAACCGACAGUAUUGAUUGUGGUGUUAAUAUCCCAUCCAGCUUAUUGCCGAUGUGACGUUAAAUAGUAACUCACUCACUCACUCCCACCGAGCUGGGGAAUAUUACUUGUUGUAUGCAGUAUUCCUGGCAGUAGCAUUGGUAUGUGUGUUUAAACAUGUUACUAUGGUGAUACAUCAGUUUAUGAGGGUCUUUGUGAGCACUAUGAUGUAGAAAAAUUAUUGAAACCCGAGUCUCACACAACCUUUUAUUGUUAUUACUGUUAAUUAGAAUAUUGUUUCUAUUUAAUUAUGUUUUCCAAAUAUUAAUGUUACCUAGUCAGAUAUGAAACAGAUCUUGAUUAAUUAUACAUGUUCUUGGCCUGCUUGUGCAAUGUUAUUGUUUGCAAUUUCAUAAGUUGGACCUGUAACCUGUUUAACACUUGAGUAUUUAACAGUGUUUGCUCAUCCUCAAAGAAUACUCAUUUUGAAAAAGUGAUCAAAUAUGCAUGUCUUUUUUUUGGUAUGGUUUUUACAUAUUACUUCUCUUUUUUAAGCAAAAAAAUCAAACAUACCUUUGAGAAUCCAUGAUAUAAUGGAUCUUGUGGAUGCAUACAAAUUGAUAGUGUGAUAGGGCUGGGACGAUACACUAUGUGACGAUACGAUACAUAUCACAAUAUUUUACUUGUGAUACGAUCCGUAUCACAAUACAUACUCCUUGAAAGAAU
Molecule: messenger RNA, 2673 nt
Organism: Haliotis rubra (blacklip abalone)
Lineage: Eukaryota; Metazoa; Mollusca; Gastropoda; Lepetellida; Haliotidae
Product: ras-related protein Rab-30-like
Exons: 5
Coding region: 185-790 (201 amino acids)
Cellular component (GO): trans-Golgi network
Molecular function (GO): GTPase activity; GTP binding
Source: RefSeq, a predicted model, not a curated record